AUGGCAGACCAGAAUCCGGUCCCAGUUCCCGGCACAGCGCAACACUAUCCUCCACCGGAUGCGCCUGCUGUGCUGGAGUCCAAUGUGUAUUCUGACGCGGAGCCGUCCCGCAACCCUCAUCUCCGCCGCGGUAUGAUGCGCAGCAACGGAAGUGUCUCUUCGAGGCGCGGCCCCAACACGCCUGGCGCCGCGUUUCGCCGUGCCUCCUCUGAAGAGCCCAUCAAUCAGUCACAACGCGGCGCUGGCGGCGUGCGCUACGAGACGGACGAAGAGUAUAGCGACCAGUACUGGGACCAGUACGGGAGCCCGCGUCACCCUGACUUCCAGGACCCUCCUCACCGGCCCGGCACUCGCCAGGGCCCCAGCCACAGCCGCUCGCAGUCCCGAGCUCGCCCGCCUCGCGCCCAUCUCAACAGGCCUUUCAACUACGAGGCGCAGAAUGAGAAGGGUGAAGCAACAUAUGUCGACGAAGGGCACGAAGGCUCGUUCCUCGAGGCCCGCCCGCGGUCGUCGCGCCGCCGCAACGAUGAGGAGAUGGGUGGCUUCGCACCGAGAUAUAUCGCCACCAAUGACAGCGCGCGGCGCAUCGACUGGAACAGCCUGACGCGGGACGAGCGCGCCGAGGUGAUGCGUCUGCCCUGGACGCAGUGGAUGAACAGCGAGGUUAAGAACCACUUUGUGGCGUCGAUGGGCGAGUUUGUCGGGACGACCAUGUUCCUCUUCUUCGCCUUCGCCGGUACCGAGGUGGCCAACAUUCAGUCCAACGUCACCGACUCGGGCGGCAGCGACAGCAACACGACGACGGGCGAGACGACGGGCUUUGACGUCGGCGUGCUCAUGUACAUUUCCGUGGCGUUCGGCUUCUCCCUCAUGGUCAACGUGUGGAUCUUCUUCCGCAUCAGCGGCGGCCUGUUCAACCCGGCCGUGACGCUGGCCAUGCUGCUCGUGCGCGCCAUCACGCCCGUCCGCGCGGCGUGCCUCUUCGUGGCGCAGAUGCUGGGUGGCCUCAUCUCGUCCGUCAUGGUCCGCUACCUGUUCCCCGAGAACUUCAACGUCCGGACGACGCUCGGCGGCGGCGCCUCGCUCGUGCAGGGCGUCUUCAUCGAGGCCAUCCUCACGGCCGAGCUCGUCUUCACCAUCUUCAUGCUCGCCAAGGAGAAGCACCGCGCCACCUUUAUCGCGCCCGUCGGCAUUGGCCUGGCGCUGUUCAUCGCCGAGCUCGUGGGCGUGCAGUUCACGGGCGGCUCGCUCAACCCGGCGCGCAGCUUUGGGCCCUGUGUUGUCACGGCGACGUUUGACAAGGAGCACUGGAUCUACUGGGUGGGACCGCUGAUUGGAUCUCUGAUCGCCGUCGUGUUCUACAAGUUUAUCAAGAUGCUCGAGUACGAAAUGGUCAGCCCCGGCGCCGACGGCGACCCGACCAAUGAUCCGACCAAGAACCCCGAGAAGCGCGCCGAGGUGGCCUUUUCGCGCAGCCUGACAAAUGCGGCCAAGGUGUGA
Molecule: messenger RNA, 1500 nt
Organism: Verticillium dahliae VdLs.17
Lineage: Eukaryota; Fungi; Ascomycota; Sordariomycetes; Glomerellales; Plectosphaerellaceae
Product: aquaporin-1
Exons: 2
Coding region: 1-1500 (499 amino acids)
Biological process (GO): transmembrane transport
Cellular component (GO): plasma membrane
Molecular function (GO): water channel activity
Source: RefSeq, a predicted model, not a curated record